Cyprinodon tularosa is the source of this 1398-nucleotide messenger RNA. It is a transcript of the gene olfml3b, whose product is annotated as olfactomedin-like 3b. The coding region runs from base 90 to 1259 and encodes 389 amino acids. The record is from RefSeq and is a predicted model, not a curated record. Gene Ontology annotation, biological process: signal transduction. The transcript has 3 exons. Lineage: Eukaryota; Metazoa; Chordata; Actinopteri; Cyprinodontiformes; Cyprinodontidae.
CCUCUGGGAGUCUGCUGGCUCCUUCGCUCACUCGCCGACAUCUGGUCAGGUUUUAACUGUGACCUAAGAGGUGCCUGAGCUCCAACAAAAUGAGACAACUUGUGUUCAUUCUUACUUUGGUCUACAUUGCUGCCGCUCAGCACCAAGCUCUUAUUGACUACUUGGAAAGGAGGCUCCUUGCUAUUGAGGACAGGAUCUCUCUGUGGCAAGAGCAGACCACACGCUAUGCCUCUGAGCUUCGGGAGCUGAAGCUCCAAAUGGUUUCUCAGCUGGAGAGUCUGGAUAAAGAGAAGGAAACUUUGAGGAUAAAUCUGGAUGGAGUGGGGACCAGGGUGGACCGGGUGGAACGUGAACUGGACUACCUGGAAACACAGAACGGGGCUCAGCCGUGCGUGGACGUGGACGACAGGCUGAUAGAGCAGCAGGUCACCCUGGUGAAGGAGAAGCAGAAGGCCAAGUAUCUGAAACUCACAGACUGCAGUGAUAUGAUAUCCAGCAUAAAAGCCAUGAAGAUCCUGAAGCGAGUGGGGGGGCCAAAGGGGAUGUGGACCAAAGACACAAGUGGAGCCUCUGGGAAGGUCUACAUUUUCAACGGGACAGCUGAGGACACCAUCAAUGAGUUUGCCUCUGUUCAGGACCUCGCCCGCUCCAUAGGCUUCUCUUUGUCCACUGACCUGAAGAUUCCCUCUUCCUGGAAGGGGACUGGACAUGUGGUCUACAACAACCAUGUGUAUUAUGUAAAUCAGGAUGAGGAGAUAACUGUGGUCAAAUUUGACACAAUAAAAAAGUCUAUGACAGACAGCGCGGUGUUUCCAAUACAGGAUCAUGUUCCUGUCUAUAGCCUGAACCCUGAGACAGUGAUGGACCUGGCUGUGGAUGAGGAAGGCCUAUGGGCUAUCUAUGCCACAAAGCAGAAUGAGAGACACAUCUCUCUGGCUAAGAUUGAUAGCAACACCCUGGACAUCGAGCAAAUGUGGGACACAAACUGCCCGAGAGAAAAUGCAGAGACGGCCUUCGUCAUCUGUGGCACCCUGUAUGUGGUUUAUAACACCAAGCAGCCCGGACGCUCACGAGUGCAGUGCGUGUUUGACGUGAAUGACCUGGUGACAAAUGAAGAGGCACCUUUAGUUUACUUUCCAAAGCGCUAUGGUUUUCACGCCAGUUUGAAGUAUAAUCCCCAGGAGCAGCUACUCUACGCCUGGGAUGAUGGCUACCAGAUCCUCUACAAGCUUUCCAUGAGGAAAAAACUGGAAAUCUGAAACCAAAGUAAUUCAGCAUAAAAAAAGCCCAUCUGAAGAUCAUGUAUUAUUUUAGAUAUUUCUCUUGUCUCUUCUGAUUUUUAAACUGUCUGAAUUCAAUUUUUAAUCCAAUUAAAUUCUGUCAUUAAUGUAACCUGAA